UUCCUAAGCUAACUUUUGUGAUUUGGAUAUAAACCUGAGAUUAUCUUUGAAUCUUUGUUUCAGUUAUUUUCAAUAAUAAUAUUUGGCUGCAUAUCCUCACAAGGUUGGAGAAUGGAUAUGAAGAGUAAAAAGCAAGUUUGUCUUUAUAAUGAAGAUGCCAAUGCUUGCAACUAUGGGGUUGGAAUAAGUGUCAUUGCAUUCCUUGCUAGCAUGGCCUUUUUGGCAGGAGAAUAUUUGUUUGAGCAAAUGUCAUCUGUCAAAACUAGGAAGCAUUUUGUUUUGGCUGACUUGGGAUUUUCAGGUUUUUGGGCAUUCUUGUAUUUCGUGGGCUUCUGUUAUCUGACUAACCAGUGGAGCAAUUCAGAUACUCCUACAAAUGGUAUUGGUGUUAGCAACGUACAGGCUGCUAUUGCAUUCUCGUUCUUCUCCAUAUUCACUUGGGCUGGUUCCGCAUUUUUUGCAUUUCAACGUUUCCGUCAAGGCGUAGGGGCAGCAUUCACAACAAAUUACGAGACGGAUGCAAACAUGCCUCCUUCGUACCCAUCUUAUCCUGGAGGUCCAGAGUCUGACCAGCCCUACCAAGAGCCGCCUUUCUCCACUGGAUCCAAUCAAAGAGGUCCAGCUGAUUUUCAGGCACCGGCUUAUUGA
This is a messenger RNA of Phaedon cochleariae (mustard beetle), 648 nucleotides long. Lineage: Eukaryota; Metazoa; Arthropoda; Insecta; Coleoptera; Chrysomelidae. The record is from the annotation of a GenBank genome assembly.